Molecule: messenger RNA, 588 nt
Organism: Setaria italica (foxtail millet)
Lineage: Eukaryota; Viridiplantae; Streptophyta; Magnoliopsida; Poales; Poaceae
Product: stress response protein nst1-like
Exons: 1
Coding region: 1-588 (195 amino acids)
Source: RefSeq, a predicted model, not a curated record
AUGGCUUAUUCUCCGCUUGCUUCUUUUCUUCCUUCCAACUACUCCUCCGAUGAGGAUGGUGGGCCACCAUAUGAUGACUCUGACCCCUCAUCUGAGCCCUCCAUUGUACCUGAGUCUCCCAGGUACUACUACGAUGAGGAGACCAAGUAUGAGAAGGAGGAGGAGGAGAACGACGACCAGACCAACGUUGAGAAGAACUCGGAUGAGGAGCACGAGGAGGAUGAGGAAGCGGCGGCGGAGGCGGUGAAGGAGGAAGCAAUGGCAGUGGCCUACAACGCGGAAUGGGAAGCCAGAAAGAGGAAGCCGACGGAGGAGGCUGCGGCACAGGUGGCAUUGGUGGAGGUUGUGGCGGAGGAGAGGGUCGAGAUGCGGGCUGCCAGAAAGAGAAGGGAGGAGGAGAGGGCCAAGAAGAGAAGGAAGGACGAGAGGGCCAAGAAGCAGGCUGCCAAGAAGAGAAGGGAGCAAGAGGAGGUGGACUCAAAGAUGGCCAAGAAGAGGAGGCAGGUGGACUUCGACAUCAGCGCUGGUCCCUCCAAUGCUAGUCCCGCCAUGUCUUGUCAUGUGAUUUUUUUUAUUCUUAUCCCAUAG